AUGGGCGACGAGUACAAGAAGAUCAAGGGGCUGCGGAAGAAGGUGGCCUUCCUCCAGCAUGAGCUCAGCGACAUGGACACUCUCCUUGAGAAGAUGGACAAUGCCGAUGAACUAGAUGACCCACAAGCCCAGAAUUGGAGAAAAGAUAUAACUGAGAUGUCCUACGACAUCGAAGACUGCAUUGAUGACUUCAUGCACCGUGUUGGUGAAGCCGAUGAUAAGAUGGGACUCCUUAAGAAAGCUUUUCAGUAUCUAAAAACUUUCAAGGAUCGUGAUCACCUAGCAAAUCAGUUUCAAGAGAUGCAGACCCUGAGUGAUGGAAGCAAGUGA
This is a messenger RNA of Miscanthus lutarioriparius, 330 nucleotides long. NCBI's taxonomy places the organism in Eukaryota, Viridiplantae, Streptophyta, Magnoliopsida, Poales, Poaceae. The record is from the annotation of a GenBank genome assembly.